CACUGCCCUGUUCCGCUGCGUGCCUCUCCCCUGUGCGUCCCACGACUGGGGGGUCACCUCACAGACUCCAACUAUGGAUGACAUUUACAAAGCAGCGGUCGAGCAGCUCACAGAAGAACAGAAAAAUGAGUUUCGGGCUGCGUUUGACAUCUUCGUGCAGGACGCUGAGGAUGGCUGCAUCAGCACGAAGGAGCUGGGGAAGGUGAUGAGGAUGCUGGGACAGAACCCCACUCCCGAGGAGCUGCAGGAGAUGAUCGACGAGGUGGAUGAGGAUGGGAGUGGCACAGUGGACUUUGAUGAGUUCUUAGUCAUGAUGGUGCGAUGUAUGAAAGACGACAGCAAAGGGAAGUCUGAGGAGGAACUGGCAGAGCUCUUCAGAAUGUUCGAUAAGAACGCAGACGGCUACAUCGAUCUCGAGGAACUGAAGAUGAUGCUGGAUUCCACUGGAGAAGCCAUCACUGAGGAUGACAUAGAAGAACUCAUGAAGGACGGAGACAAAAACAAUGAUGGAAAGAUUGAUUAUGAUGAGUUCUUGGAGUUCAUGAAAGGAGUUGAAUAAAUGUGACAUGAAGACAAAAAUCAUAUUCCCCGCAAAGUUCAACAUGUGGUGUGAUUUUUGUAUUUUGCCUUUAUUUGGUUGUCUGGACUGGCACAGAGUGACAGGACUAAAUUUCAAGGCCAUCACUGGCUAUCAACAGAGCCAUGCAGCAAAAUUGAACACUCCUUCCAAACUGAUCCCAAGAUAGAUAGU
Molecule: messenger RNA, 751 nt
Organism: Megalops cyprinoides (Indo-Pacific tarpon)
Lineage: Eukaryota; Metazoa; Chordata; Actinopteri; Elopiformes; Megalopidae
Product: troponin C, slow skeletal and cardiac muscles
Exons: 6
Coding region: 74-559 (161 amino acids)
Cellular component (GO): myosin II complex
Molecular function (GO): calcium ion binding
Source: RefSeq, a predicted model, not a curated record